Messenger RNA from Oryctolagus cuniculus (rabbit), 1456 nucleotides. NCBI's taxonomy places the organism in Eukaryota, Metazoa, Chordata, Mammalia, Lagomorpha, Leporidae. The record is from RefSeq and is a predicted model, not a curated record.
CGCCAGGCCCGCGCUCCCUCGGAACCUGGAAGGGGCAGAGGAGGGAGAGGCCGCUGAGGGUGCCCCUGAGGAGAGGACCUGUGGUGGAAGAAGAUUGUGCGUCGGGUCCUAGCAGCCCGGGUCGGGAUGGUCGGGGAGGUGGGAGAUCUCUCCUCUGACAUCAGGACUCUGCUGCAAACAGUGAAACUCUAUGGGAAAUUGCAAAAGCUGAAGUCGAAAAAAGAGGGACUAGUGGAAGUGAACACAAUGGAGUUGAAAUUGGAGAAAAAUCUGUUUUCUUCAUCGGCAGUAAAAAUGGGUGCCUGUGGAGUUAAGAAAUAUUCAGCAGGAACUGAAAAAAUGGCAAGAAUUUAUAAAUUUGAAAGUUAUAAGCACUUAAGGGAUUAAUGGAAGAAAUGGCUACAGAAGAUGUGGCUCAGGGAAAGACUACUAUUAUUCUAAGGUGUCUUGACAGGGAUGAGCCACCAAAACCAACCUUGGCUUUGGAAUAUACCUAUGGACGAAGAGCAAAGGGGCACAACACGCCUAAAGAUAUUGCUCACUUUUGGGAACUGGGUGGAGGAACCUCUUUAUUGGAUUUAAUCAGCAUACCAAUCACAAGUGACACCUUACGGACAUUUUCUAUUGUUCUUGUUUUGGAUCUUUCAAAACCAAAUGACCUUUGGCCCACCAUGGAAAACCUGUUGCAAGCCGCAAAAAGCCAUGUAGAUAAAGUGAUAAUGAAAUUGGGAAAGGUAAAUUCUAAAGCAGCUUCUGAAAUGAGACAGAAGAUUUGGAGCAACAUGCAGAAGGACCAUCCAGAUCGUGAAUUAAUUGACCCAUUUCCAAUACCUCUGGUCAUAAUUGGAAGUAAAUAUGAUAUUUUCCAGGAUUUUGACUCUGAGAAGAGAAAAGUAAUAUGCAAGACACUUCGAUUUGUUGCACAUUAUUACGGAGCAUCAUUAAUGUUCACCAGUAAAUCAGAAGCUCUGUUACUAAAAAUACGUGGAGUUAUCAACCAGUUGGCAUUUGGCAUUGACAAAAGCAAAUCGAUAUGUGUGGAUCAGAAUAAACCACUGUUUAUCACAGCAGGAUUGGAUUCUUUAAGUCAAAUAGGGUCUCCUCCUGUUCCUGAUAAUGACAUUGGCCAGUUUCAUGCCCAUUCACCAAUGGAACUGUGGAAAAAAGUAUAUGAAAAGCUCUUUCCACCAAAGAGUGUCAACACGCUGAAAGAUAUCAAGGACCCCGCACGAGAUCCUCAGUAUGCUGAAAGUGAAGUUGAUGAGAUGAGAAUACAGAAAGAUCAGGAGCUGGAACAGUACAAAAAGAGUUCUUCCAAGUCUUGGAAACAAAUUGAUCUUGAGUCCUGAAUCUAACUCAGCUGUUGUGUAUCUACUUAUUUCUCUUUUCCCAAACACAAGUAAGAUUCUUUUGUUACCUAUUGUGACAAAAAUGUGAAUAAAGCUGUGAUACCUAA